GGCCUGAGGCCAAUACAUAUUGCCGCGGAACUGGGGUAUGAAAGUGUGGUUGAUGUCUUGGUGCGCCAGGGAGCUGAUAUAGAGGCGCCAUCCAUUGGAGGAACCCCGUUGAUGAUAGCGACGAUCAUGGGCCGCGAUGAGGUUGUACGGCUGCUUAUUGGAAAUGGUGCCAAUAUGUAUCCCAUAAACCAUAUAGGAGCCACUUUGAUGCACACGGCCGCCCAGGAAGGGCACGAAAAAACGGUAUUAGCACUGGUGGAAAGUAUGGGCCAGGAGUGCAUCAACUCUAGGGAUUUCUGGGGAAAUACGCCAAUGCAUCUUGCUGCAUUUAACGGCCAUGCUGCAGUCGUGGAGCUCUUGUUUCGCUUGGGAGCCGGUGUUAAUGUAGUAAGGGGGGACAAGUACUCCCCACUUACCCUCGCAAUUGGCGGGGGGCAUCCCGAUGCCGUUUCUACCCUGUUAACCCUUGGAGCCUACGUACGACCUCAGGAUGCUAGAGCCGCAUUGGGGGGCAAAAGCUUAUAUGUGGCCUGUCAAAUCAUGAAAGAAAUUGAGAAGGAUCCCAACCCCGAAUUUCAAAGUCGGGGGGUUCUUCAGUCAGAGCUCGGGUUUGCUGCGCAGUAUGGACACCUGGGCUAUGCCGAGCUCCUCGUUAAGAGAGGAGCCGAUCCGACCAUGCAGGACGAUGAGGGAGGCACGCCACUGAAUAGAGCACUGAAGAGUUAUUGCCUCCCCACAAUUCGCUUUCUUCUAGAGCGCGUCGUAAACAUCAACUCCUGCGAUGCGCACGGGAACACACCCCUUCAUCUAGCG
Messenger RNA from Tuber aestivum (summer truffle), 813 nucleotides. Lineage: Eukaryota; Fungi; Ascomycota; Pezizomycetes; Pezizales; Tuberaceae. The record is from the annotation of a GenBank genome assembly.